Messenger RNA from Periophthalmus magnuspinnatus, 2033 nucleotides. RefSeq names its product type-2 angiotensin II receptor-like. The transcript is spliced from 2 exons. Gene Ontology annotation, biological process: G protein-coupled receptor signaling pathway; immune response. The record is from RefSeq and is a predicted model, not a curated record. Gene Ontology annotation, cellular component: membrane. Lineage: Eukaryota; Metazoa; Chordata; Actinopteri; Gobiiformes; Gobiidae. Gene Ontology annotation, molecular function: G protein-coupled receptor activity. Bases 192 to 1421 code for a protein of 409 amino acids.
ACGCACAUAGCCUCCCUAUUCGCACACGGAGAGAAGGAGGCAUCGCGUGCUCCGGUCUGGGAUACCAAACUACUUACAACUUUAGAGAAGAGCAAUUGUCAAGAUAUGGACUACAGCCAAAGGGACUAAGAACUGUCAAGCAACUGCAGGCCUGAACUUGGGAUCUAGAGACAUUUACAUCAUUUGUCAUCAUGGAAAACUCAAAUGACUUCUUCAACUCUACAGCGUUGCCAAACACGACUAUGGCCUCUCAUAUGCCCCCUUGUGGUGAAGAAUGGACCCGUAUCGACAUGUCUACACUCAUCCCUGCAAUAUUUAGCAUUAUUAGCAUAUUUGGCACUGUCGGCAAUGUCUUAGCUAUUAGCGUUUUAGCUCAUUCAAGUACGCCAAAAAGUGUUGCCAAUACUUUUAUGGUAAACUUAUGCGUUGCCGAUUUGCUAUUCCUACUUUCGCUACCACUAUGGGCUGCAUACUAUUCACAAAACUACAACUGGACUUUUGGACGUGUGACUUGUAAAAUAUGCGGCGCGCUCUUAAAUUUCAACCUCUACGCAUCCAUCUUCUUCAUUAUGUGCAUGAGUAUCGACAGGUAUCUAGCUAUUGUCCACCCUUUGAGGUCCCUAAGUGCUCGCGACCCCAAAAUUGCGAUAUUCACCUGCAUUUUAGUAUGGGUCUUGGCUUGUCUCUGCUCCGCUCCGACGCUAGCUCUACGGGACAUCCACGCUAUCCCGGAGUUGGACGUCAAAGCAUGCGGCAUCAAGUACCCAAACGAAACCUGGUUCUUUGCUCUCGCCUGGAUGAAGGUAAUAGUAGGUUUCGUCCUUCCUUUGAUCGUUAUCUGCUGCUGUUACGGUGUUAUUGGGAGACACUUACUAGCUGACACAGGCCUGGUAAGAAUGCAAAGUACAAAGCAGUCCGUGAAAAAAUGCGUGGAAUCUAAAGAUCAGAAAGGAACAUUUGAGCGUCCGCCGACCCCUUGCCCCCACCCGAGGUCCGGUAAUAGCAAACCGCUUGAGGGAAGAGGACUGCAAAGAGUCUUAUGGACAGUAGCUGCAGUUGUAAUAGCAUUUUUCCUAUGUUGGUUUCCAUUUCAUUGCAUUACCAUGUUCGAUAUUGGCAAAGCUUACGGAUGGUUGGAAGGAUGUUGGGUGGAUUGGACCAUUCAGAAUUUCACCCCAAUUACUCUCUGCUUGGGGUUCUCAAAUUCAGCAAUUAACCCGCUACUCUACUGCUUCAUCGGACACCAUUUCAGAGGGAGGUUAGGUGGGCUGUGCAAGGGGCUGGGUGCAUGUGUGAAAGCACGCGGAGAGGAGCACCACAGCCAGAAGAGAGGGUCCUUUAGCACCAGGCUCAGUUCAUUUUCAAGGAAACUCAGUGAUCUCAAAGACUUGGCUAUUGUCGAGAACGCUCAUCCAGCUUGAAGAAAAAUAAAACGAUGUAGUUCCAUGCAUUCAAGAUAAUAAACAACAUGAUAUCAAGCUAUUGUAAAAUGUAUAUAAGGUCCAAGUCUGUCGGACAAGUAUGAAUACUCCAAACUUGUACUACUUUUUGCUGUAUUAUUGCUUGGAAAGAAAGUCCAAAAAAUUGCAGGUAUCAUUGUAUGAAUACCAAAUCUAUUGGUCAGUCAUUGACGUUGUUAUUGAUUAUGUUUUUGCCACUAAAAAGGGCAACAUUUAUGUAUUUUGUUGGGGUUGAGGAUUAUAGGACAAUGUUUCAUAUAAAUAUGUACAGUGCUUAUAUAUGCUUUCAUUUGCCAAAUGGUGUUAAUUGGCAAUAUCCAACUUUCCUUUCAAAAAUCCAGAAAAGGAAGCAUGUGGGACUAGUACAAAACAAUUUAUCACAUGACAUAAUAUGAAAUGUAGCCGGAACUUGCCACUAGAUGGAGUCAUGAGCAACUUAACAGCUCUAAUGUGUAAAUAGGUUUUGUUUUUAUGUUGUAAAUUUGUGACAACUGGGGUAUCUGUUGAAUGGGGAAUAAAAUAAACAUGUAUAGGAUAAUAUAUGGUGGCAUGAGGACAUUCAUUUACCAUAAA